Messenger RNA from Priapulus caudatus, 3689 nucleotides. RefSeq names its product polyhomeotic-proximal chromatin protein-like. Bases 108 to 3221 code for a protein of 1037 amino acids. NCBI's taxonomy places the organism in Eukaryota, Metazoa, Priapulida, Priapulimorpha, Priapulimorphida, Priapulidae. The record is from RefSeq and is a predicted model, not a curated record. The transcript is spliced from 14 exons.
UACUAUUUAUCGGUAGUAAUCGACAAAUGAUUUCAUUGGAAUAAGCCCCCAAAGUCCAGGAAUAGUAAGAAAACAUGGUUAUCCUGACAAAAAUGAGUUUUUCAUGAAUGGUGACUACUUCUGCUCAGUUCUACUUCUUCUCUGGUAUCAUGGAGUGUUCUUCAAAUGUUUCUAAGGUUAUAGGCAAUUGCUCUUUUCGAGGACUUCGCCGUAGUGAUAGGGUGAAGUUAAUCAAGCGCUCCUUCUCACCUGAUAACUCCCCUGCAUCUGAAAAAUCUGCUUACGAUGUGGGCAGGCGUAUGAGAAGUGGCCAGAGUCCUGUACCUGUUGCAUCUGAUGGACAUAAUAUACCAGUGUCUGCGAGAAGGAACCGCAAGUCUGCCCGUGGUAAACCAUUCUCGUGUGCCGUGUGCAAGUCGCCUCACGUGUGUAAACCUAGUCGCCGAAAGAAUCUUAACUACGUGCCAGCGCCUCGCCUCUGGACCAAUCCUAUUACAUUGAAAGUGCUCACACUAUGUAAUGCAUGCGGAAUUACGUUCAAUACUCAGGCAAAAGCCCAAGGUCAGGCAGAGACAAAACGCAGAGCACGACUAGUGAAUGCACAAGAUAGGAGUAAUUUCAGGGAAGAGGCACAGAACUUUGGCAAGGCUUUGUCAGAGAAACUACAAGACAGCGAUUCAAUUAACCUGUACUGUUCGCGUUUCACCUGUCGAUGCAUACAGCGCCAUCUGUUAGGUGGAAAAGACAAUAUUAAUGGACCUUUUGAUGAGCAGCUCUUGAUGAGACAAUCUUCAAGAUUACUACGCGUUAUGAAACAAGCCAAGCAGUUGAAGAUGGAGAAAUGCUACAACCCUCAAGAAGUACAGAAUCAUCGCAAAAAGAACAUUGGCAUCGGAAACGGUCAACGGCGAAGUGAGAACUACGAGCAGUUUGUGUAUCAAAGCCGCAGUUACCUGAAGACUGACGUUAAGCUGUGUGAGCAGGGUGUGCAGAAAGUUCUUCUCUACUCAAACAACUUUCUCCAUAAGCGUCUCCGAACUGAGAAUGCUUCUCGUUCUGAGCGAUUCAAUGGUAAAAAACCAUCUCAGUUUCUUCCUAUCGAUGAACUACCGCAUCACCGCUGUUGCCUUGACAACUGUGUAAACCUUGCAACGACCCAUGGAAGUCUGCUGCAGCAGUGGAGGGACAGAGCGGUGCAGGGUAUAGCGGAGCGGCGGCAGGUUAUUGCCGAGAUGCUGACACCAUCAGGUGGAGGCAGGUCAAACUGUUACUCGUUCAUUCAGCUGGUGACAGGAAGCAGCAAGGGAGCAAUAUCGAGAGUCAGCAUCAACACUAACAUGGCUGGCGGCGCUCGCGUCCUAUACGCACAUGGACUAAAGGGGAAAUCGAAGAAAAGAGUGCAAGAGGAGACUGUGGCAGACAGUGAUAGCAGCCUAGACACAAAUGUACCACAGCUGGAGGAAGGCGAGGAAAAUUCCGUGGAUGCUGAUAGCCAGGGUGAAGCAACAGAUGUGGCAGAACCUCUGCAGAGACAGGAAUCUGCAGCUACUCUUGAUAUCCUGCCCCAGUUGAAUGUCAUACCAAUACCUGCCAAAGAUGUCGAAUCCGAUCCAGUACAGAAACUUGUAAACCUCCAGGCAGAGAGACAAGAACUAGAGCAACAGCUGCAGAAUGUAGUGCAACAACAGCAGCAGUGCCACCAGCAGCUUCUCCAUCUUGCCAUACAGCAGCAGUUAGAACAGCAGCAGCAGCAGCAGCAGCAGCAGCCACCACAGCAGAUGGAUGAUCAACAAGGGAUACCUGCUCUCAGCAAGCAGCACAUAGUUCACCAACCGAGCACACCUCAGUUGUCUAUGCAGCAGCAGUACCAGCCAGCUUUCCAGCAGGUGGCACCCCAACUGCAAGCGCGUAGUGUCCAAGGAGCACCACAGUCUUCGUCUUACUGCCAGCCAAUGUUGAACACUAUGUGCACGCAAUCCGGGUCUCAGGUGGCUGCCUUGCCUGGAAUGAGGAUGUUUACUACACAGCCAGCUUCACAGCAGGCCACUAUCCACCAUUAUCCACAGGCUGUGCCAUUAUUAGCUCAGGAGCGUCUACAGACGUGGCAACUGCAUCCUAACAUUCAGCAGCAGCAGCAGCCUCAGCAGCAGGAGCAGCCACAGCAACAACAGCAACAACAGCAAGAGCAGCAAGGACAGGAGCUACAUGUUCCUACACAAAUAGAGCCCCAGACCCAGACCCAGAGACAACCCAUGAUUAAACAAGGCACUGUUCAUAAACGAGCGAGGAAACGGAACAAAAGUUCCCAGCAGAACCAGAGCAUUCAACAGUUGUUGCAACAAAUCAUGGCCCUUAAUGCAGCUAUUGAUGGGCAAGACCCAGCUGAGCCUGAGUCCGCUGUACAAGAAGGCAUUGGUAAUGGCGAUUCUUCCCACAAACCAGUCACCAGCAGCAUGCAGCCAUCUUAUUCAGCAACCCCGCACACGUGCGGUGAUACGGGCCGGCGGACAACAGUGACAGCCCACCGGGAUGGCUGUAAUGACAGUGCCGACGCGAAUCACAUCAGUGUAUUCGACGAUCAAACUUUGUCCGGUCGGGUGUCAACUGAGCGGAUGACCGGGAUCUGCGGAAGUCCUGGCACGGCUCAGCCUGGUAGCCAGCUGCCACUCCAGGCUCAGUCAGGCACCCAGAGCCUGUCACAACCUCGAGGUACUUCGGGAAACGUGUUGAUGCCAGGUCACGGUGUGCUGGGUGCUCAGCAGCAAGUCUUUAGUCCGGGCUGCAGAGCUGCGUGGAACCAGGAUUCGACCAGUGGCUCGUUUCAUGCGGGCAUGCUGUCGUCUGUCAAACAGCUGAACGAUUGCAGCAUCGUGAUUUCGACAGUGCAAAACACGGCGUCGAAUCCCGCUAUUAAUAUCCUUCACAGUGAAAACUCCCAGUAUGCUUUUGGAUUCCCUGAUCAUGGUGCAAGCAAUCAGCCAAGCUCACUAGAGGGAGCCAGCAGAACUAAUUUCUUGUCGUGGAAUGCUGAUACCAGCAAUGAUGCCGCGAAGCAACAUCUAGGCAUACAAACACAGACACGGUCAGAUGGCACGGUAACUCUCUCAGUGCCAAUUAACACUGCCGGAACUGUAGAUCUCAGCAAUAUGGUGGAAGCACUAAUGUCUGCUGCCAAUGCUCUAAGAGUCACACAUAGUGAAAUCCCAGGCAAUACACAAUAGCAGAAAUUUAUAUGUAGAGAUGUCGAUAGUGAAAUGUCGGUGUCAAGAGUUGUUUGCAAUAUAUGGGUUUUCCUGCCAAUAGCCGCAAUGAUUUUAAAAACAUCCAUCACAUAGAUCAUGUCUCAUAUCACUCUAGUCAUGUAUUCCUAAUAAUCUUCACCAAUGGAUGCAAUGCAAAAUGUUUAACCCAAUUGCCCACACUUUAUCGAGCCCAGUGUAUAUCUGUAACUGAUCAUUUUAUUUGUUAGAAACAAAUAAUACACCAUGAUGAUAAUAAGUUUAUAAGCAGUUAGAAACGUCAGCACACCGAUGCUAAUAAUUCUUAAUUUAUCUUGAGACAUAUAGAUCAGUACCCAUUAUUGGUAACAGGGUGCGAACUUAACCUUCUUUGUCUGGUAGUCGUCUUAUAAUAUAUUACUAACCCGACCAGGCUGUGUGACUAACGUCAAUAUACAAAUUUUAACCCUA